Molecule: messenger RNA, 5905 nt
Organism: Anguilla rostrata (American eel)
Lineage: Eukaryota; Metazoa; Chordata; Actinopteri; Anguilliformes; Anguillidae
Product: myotubularin-related protein 3-like
Exons: 21
Coding region: 346-4206 (1286 amino acids)
Biological process (GO): phosphatidylinositol dephosphorylation; regulation of autophagy
Cellular component (GO): cytoplasm; membrane
Molecular function (GO): phosphatidylinositol-3,5-bisphosphate 3-phosphatase activity; metal ion binding; protein phosphatase binding
Source: RefSeq, a predicted model, not a curated record
CACGUCACGUAAAAUCACCAGUGCAGCGACUCAGGGUCGGUGUUCUCGGUUCUACAUCUGGACGGGUUGUGAGCUAGAGUACUGGGUUUGGCGGCUUAUUCAGUGCAUUGUUUGGUGUUUACUGCAAAAAAGACUGCAUACCAUCGAUGGAACCAUAGGAUUGCUUCGUCUCGAAGAUGCCAUCACACCGCAGGGACAGACCAUGGUGACCAAUAAAACAAAGUGAGGCGUUGUGGCAACUCCAGUUUUAGAGGAUCAACGUUCUUUCACUUUGCCAGUUGCAGAUCGUGCCUGAGGCCCAGCGGAGAGGGGUGAGAGGGACAUUUCUGCAGGUCACACGCUGCCAUGGGGGCCAGGGACGAGGAGGUCUGUCACAGUCCCGCCCGGCCCAAAGGCACCUCUCCCAGGACGCCCCCUGUCCUGGAGGAGGACAGCCUCCAGGUGCCCUUCCUGGAGCUGCAUGGCGAGGUCACGCAGUACGUCGGUCGGGCCGAGGAUGCCGUCAUCGCCAUGUCCAGCUACCGGCUGCACAUCAGGUUCAAGGAGUCUGUGGUGAACGUGCCCCUCAUGCUGAUUGAGAGCGUGGAGGUCCGGGACAUGCUCCAGCUCCACAUCAUCUGCAAGGACUGCAAGGCCAUCAGGUGCCAGUUCUCCAGCGUGGAGCAGUGUCAGGAGUGGGCGAAGAGGCUGACGGGCGUGGUCCGGCCCCCGUCCCGCCUGGAGGACCUCUUUUCCUUCGCCUUCCACACCUGCUGCGAGGACGUCUGCGCAGGGGACAUGGAUCAGCAGGGAGACACGUGCAGGCCGGGUGACCAUGUGACCUCGCGAUUCAGAAAUGAAGUGGAGCGGAUGGGUUUUGAUACUCAGGGCGUCUGGAGGAUAUCUGAGAUCAACAGCAAUUACAGGCUGUGUUCCAGUUAUCCGCAGCUGCUGCUGGUUCCAGGCUGGAUCACCGAUGCUGAGCUGGAGAAUGUGGGGGGCUUCCGCUCCUGGAAGAGGUUUCCGACUGUAGUGUACAGGCACCAGAGCUCGGGGGCGGUGAUCGCGCGCUGUGCCCAGCCGGAGGUCAGCUGGUGGGGGUGGCGCAACGCGGACGACGAGCGCCUGGUGCAGUCCAUCGCCAAGGCCUGCGCCGCCGACCGCUGGGUGCGCAAGCACGCGGCCAACGGGACUGCCGCGCACCAGCACGGCUACAGGAGCGCGUCGCAUGAAUGGGCCAAUGGGGGUGUCCCUCCCGAACGCACCAAUGGGGGUGUCCCUCACCAGCAUGGCCACAGGAGCGCCUUGCACGAACAGGCUAACAGGGGUGUCCCUCAUGAAUGUGCCAACAGGACUGUCCCUCCUGAACGCACCAAUGAGGGUAUCCCUCAUGAACGCGCCAACGAACGCGCCAAUGGGGGUGCCCCUCCCGAACGCACCAAUGGGAGUAUCCCUCAUGAACAUGCUAACAGGAUUGUCCCGCCCGAACAGGCCAAUGGGGGUGUCCCUCAUGAACGCGCCAACGAACAGGCCAAUGGGGGUGUCCCUCAUGAAUGCACCAAUGGGGGUGUCCCUCAGGAAUGCGCCAAUGGGGGUGUCCUUCACGAAUGCGCCAAUGGGGGUGUCCCUCUUGAACACAGCAACGAACGCGCCAACGUGGAUCUCCCUUACGAAUGCACCAACGGGGGUGUCCCUCACGAAUGCACCAAUGGGACACACGCCAGUGGGAACUUCCCCAACGGGGCCUUCAUUGACGAGCACACCAACGGGACAUUGUCCCACCGCGAAUUCGACUCCUCCAUAAGCCGGGGAUUGGAGGGCGACCUUGUUGAUGCUCUCCCUCAGAAGCUGCUGAUCCUGGAUGCCAGGUCUUACGCGGCUGCUGUGGCCAACCGCGCCAAGGGCGGAGGCUGCGAGUGCCCAGAGUACUACCCCAACUGUGAGGUGAUGUUCAUGGGGAUGGCGAACAUUCACUCCAUUCGCAAGAGCUUCCAGGCCCUGCGCUUCCUCUGCACACAGAUGCCUGACCCUGCUAACUGGCUGUCUGCGCUGGAGAGUACCCGUUGGCUGCAGCACCUGGCCCUGCUGCUGAAGGCAGCGCUGCUGGUGGUGACCGCGGUGGACCGGGACCGCAGGCCUGUCCUGGUGCACUGCUCCGACGGCUGGGACCGCACCCCUCAGAUCGUAGCGCUGUCCAAACUUCUGCUGGACCCAUACUACCGCACCAUCGAGGGGUUCCAGGUGCUGGUGGAGACUGAGUGGUUGGACUUCGGUCACAAGUUUGGUGACCGCUGCGGUCAUGGGGAGAAAGCAGAAGACCUUAAUGAACGCUGUCCCGUGUUCCUGCAGUGGCUGGACUGUGUGCACCAGCUGCACCGCCAGUUCCCCUGCUCCUUCCAGUUCAACGAGUCCUUCCUGGUGAAGCUGGUGCAGCACACGUACUCCUGCCUGUUCGGGACGUUCCUGUGCAACAGCGGCAGGGAGCGGGACGAGGCCCGCGUGCAGGCGAGGACGUGCUCCCUGUGGUCGCUGAUGCGGCCCGCCAACCGCGCCUUCCAGAACAUUCUCUACUCCGCCCACUCCGAGGCCGUGUUGCGGCCGGUGUGUCACGUGCGGAACCUGAUGCUGUGGAGCGCGGUGUACCUGCCCAGCUCGCUGCCCACCACGCCCUCCGAUGACUCCUGCGCCCCCUACCCGUCGCCCGGCGCCAGCCCUGAGGAGGUGCACCUGGGCCGACUUCCAAAGACGAGGUCCUUUGAGAACCUGCCCAGCGAGGCGGGGGGCACCGCUGUCCCAAACCGCCGCUCCAGUGACCCCAACCUGAAGAACAAGCAGCCGGACCCCCGCCACCCCUCCCAGGAGCUCAGCGCCGGGGCGGGGCCCGACGGGGGCGGGGCCGCUGACCCUCAGGGGGCGGGGCAAAGGGGGCGUCGGCCCUCGGUGGAGAUGGAAGACGUGCGAGUGGCAGGGGAGGAGCUGAAAGCGGCUGCCAGUGAGGACGAGGGGGUGGGGCCUCCGGUGGAAGGGUGCGCAGAGGAGGCGGAGCUCUCUGUGGCUGUGGGCGUGGCUGAAGGACAGAUGGAAAACAUUCUACAGGAAGCGACGGAGGAGGAUGAUGAAGAGGUCACCGCUGAACCCAAGUGCCCAUCAGAGCCUUCUGUGGCUCCACCCUCUCCCUUACCAACAGCCCCGCCUUCUCCUCCACCCAUGACCCCGCCCACUUAUCUACCCUUGGAGGGUUUGGAAGGCCCCGAGUCUCAGCUGUGUGAGCGGCAGGUGGGGGAGGCAGAGCGGGCCCCAGAAACGCCAGUGGCCCCUGAGAGGCCGGGGGACCUGCACGCACUGAGCACCGACACCAUAAGGACUUUGACUAACGGGCACGCUGAAAUCGCGGAAACCAUUACAGAGGAAGGCGGGGUCAGGCCAGCGUCUGUAGAACAAUUAUCCCCCUGCAGCUCUCCUCCUCCUCCCUGCUGUGAGGCGGAGCCAGAGGAGGGGCGGGGCCUCCACAGGACUCCAGACGGCGUCAAGGGGCCGCCCCUCAGCCCUCCGCCCCACGCUCCUGUCUGUAACGGGGUCCCCCGACAGGACGGGGGCCACGGCCAGCGGAGCCCUCUGCGCCGGCAGGCCUCCCCGACCUCGCCCCCCGGGGCCCCCCCGCGCUGCCCCCAGGACGGGCUGGCCCUGCACAGCGACGCCGUCCAGCUGCGGCUGCGCCAGAUGGAGGCGGGGCAUCAGCUGCAGGUGCACACGCUCAAGCGCCAGGUCCAGGAGCUGUGGAGCCGCCUGGAGAGCCACCAUGGCAACGGUCACCCCGGCGACCAGCAGCCCUGCAGUCCAGACUCAGACGGCGGUGCUGAUCCUCCCUGUCACGCACACGCAGAGCUCUUGUCUGAGCCCAGCUGGGGACGGCUGGAGCAGCAGGACACAGAGGUGGCCCAGUGGUACCCCGACCGCCUGGCCAGCCACUGCUACGGCUGCGAGGGCCGGUUCUGGCUGGCCAACAGGAAGCACCACUGCAGAGGAAAACAGCCUGCUGAAGAAGCCUGGUGCCUGAGCGCUCGCGGUCUCUCUGGUGCCCCCUGCAGGACCUGCGGGAAUGUGUUCUGCGCCAGCUGCUGCGAGCAGCGGGUCCCGGCGCCCAGCCGCGCCUGCCAGGCCUGCCGCUCCGCCCUCCCCCCCGUCGACCUGGAGCUGGAGAAGCCAAUCACGGCCAGCUCCAACUAGGACCCGCCCACUUUCGCCUUCCUGAUCGCGGCCAGUUCCGUCUGGGUCCCGCCUACCCGCUCCUCCAAUCAUGGCGAGGUUCACCUUGGUCCCGCCUACCCGCUCCUCCAAUCACGGCCAAGUUCACCUUGGUCCCGCCUACUCGCUCCUCCAAUCGCAGCCAGCUCACCUAGGCCCGUCUCACUGGGAGAAUUAGAAUGCUGUAUGAGGUUAUGAUGUGUAGACGUGUGUACGUGAGGUGCAUUGUAUAUAUCUCAUUUUCGCAGUUUAAUGUAUAAUGGCGCGUGUGUGAGAGAGACGCUUUGAGUGGAUUUUUAAAGGCGCUAAGUGGACUCACGGUGGAUUGGACAGACUGACUUCUCACGGGCUGCAGUGGGUGGGGCUAAACCGAAGCCACACCCAGGGGUGGGGUCAGACACCACUGGGCUCCGCCUCCUUUUUGGAUUUUGCUUUCAGUCUUUCAGACGGAACUUCCGAAUGCUGAACGGGGGGGGGGGGGGUUUGGGUGGGGGACGUGGAGCACUUAGACUGUAAAGAAUAAAAGGCACUUCUGGCCCUAACAGAGUCUGAGUGUUGGUGUCGGGUUGGUGGGCGGCUGUGUUUGUGUGUUGUAAUAUGACCUGACAGACUUGUUAUGUCGGCCUCAGGCUGCUCUGGCGGGAUUCGUUUUUUUUGUUUGUUUUUUUUGAGGUUUAUGACCACCCACUGAAUGUGCAGAGUGCGCCCCCCCCCCCUUAACUACCUAGUUCAUCCUGUUGUGCAAGGCAUGUGUAUGUUUGAAUGUUUCAUAUUUAUGAUCAUAUUUCAUUUUUGGUUUUGAAACUGUUUUUAAGUCCAAAAAUGCAAGAAAUAUUUCCACAUAUUAAAUACACCUGCUGUGUACAUAUUUAAAUUCAUGUUAGAUGUAGCUGAAAUUGAAAAAAAUUUGCCGGCAAAUAAAUAAUCCUAGUGCAAACUCUAUUUGGGGUUUGGAAGCCCAAUGUGGCAACACUAGCUUCACAGAUUUGCCUUUGCAGAAUUUUCAGGGAAAAGCUCCUGAGAAUCCCACUGGUCCAGGCUCCAGAUAUGGAGGAGAGAUCUGUGAUCUUUUCCGUGCGUACUUUUCAGUGUACAUUCAUACUCUGCUAGGGCACUCACAAUUUUCGACCUAUUUUUGCCGUUUGGACUGAAAAUAUCUUUUUUUUUUUUUAACCGGAAGCAUAUUAUAAUUCAACCAAAUGCAGGACAUCCACAAAAGAACAGGGACAUUCUAUACAUGAGGGUAGCUCAGUCAUGUUUAAUGCAGUCUUAACAUUUAGAAAAAAAUCAGGAAAAACUACAGUAAAUAGCAGUUGUCAAGACAUCACCAUCUGUUUUUUUUGUUGUCAUAUAUAAGCAGUGAAUACAGCAAAGAUAGGAAAAGCCAAAAAUAAACAAUGUAAAGACUAAAUAAACAUUAUGAAAAAUAAACGUGACCCCGAUGUGGGGAUUUUUCUGUGAGGGAAAACUUUUUUAAUGAGACUUGCUGUGCAGCUCUGCCAUUUCACCAGGACUUUCGGCCAUGACUUUUUCACCAAAUAAUUUUGUGCGUUGUACCUCGAAACUGAUCCAAGAUCAGGGGCCUUAUCUAUUGCAUUUUUGUACACAUACAGUAUUUUAUUGUAAAUUGUGUGUAUGAUGAAAUUCACGUAGGUGUGAUGUAAAAAAUUUUUUUUUUUUU